AUGAACAGCCACAUUGCUUCGUUUCUCCUCGCCCUCGCCCCUCUGGCCUCGGCCUGGGCUCCUCCUUCGUACUCAGGAUACACGCUACAAUGGAGUGACCAAUUUGCCGGCUCAGCAGGGGCAUCACCCAACUCCAACAACUGGAACAUUAUCGUCGGCAAAUCAACAGUGAAUAACGAGCUAGAGACAUACACCAGUUCCAGCACAAACGUCCAGCUAAGCGGCGGCAACACUCUCCAGUUAGUGCCUUGGGCCGACGGCUCCGUAUCCGGUGGAUGGACUUCAGGCCGUAUCGAGAGCAAAUACGUCUUCACGCCAGCUUCCGGCGCAAUCACUCUCGCCGAGGCUGAUAUCCGAUUCGGCACCAAUGCUAUUUCCCAGAAACAGGGAAUCUGGCCUGCAUUCUGGAUCCUAGGCAACUCGAUCCAUACUGGAACCUCAUGGCCGGAGUGCGGUGAGCUCGACAUUCUCGAAACCAUCGAUGGUCAGUUGACGGGCUAUGGCACUUCCCAUUGCGACGUCAAUCCCGGCGGCAUCUGCAAUGAGCCCAACGGUCUAGGCGCGAGUGUCACCAUCCCGGACCAGUCGUGGCAUACGUGGCGCAUGACCUGGGACCGGACCGCUUCUUCCUGGCAGUCUGAAACGAUUAGCUGGUACAUGGAUGGCAAGCUGUUCCACCAGAUCAGUGGCUCGACGAUUGGUGACGCAAAUGUCUGGGCUUCGCUAUGCCAUGAUCCGCUGUAUUUCAUCCUCAACGUCGCUGUUGGGGGGAGCUGGCCUGGCGACCCUAACUCAAGCACCGUCGGCGGCUAUGGCAGCAUGAUGGAGGUUGGUUAUGUAGCCGUCUACGUUUCUUGA
Messenger RNA from Talaromyces proteolyticus, 858 nucleotides. Its product is annotated as secreted glucosidase. Gene Ontology annotation, molecular function: hydrolase activity, hydrolyzing O-glycosyl compounds. Bases 1 to 858 code for a protein of 285 amino acids. The transcript is spliced from 2 exons. Gene Ontology annotation, biological process: carbohydrate metabolic process. Lineage: Eukaryota; Fungi; Ascomycota; Eurotiomycetes; Eurotiales; Trichocomaceae. The record is from RefSeq and is a predicted model, not a curated record.